Hypanus sabinus (Atlantic stingray) is the source of this 5636-nucleotide messenger RNA. It is a transcript of the gene fgfr3, whose product is annotated as fibroblast growth factor receptor 3. Gene Ontology annotation, cellular component: membrane; signaling receptor complex. The transcript is spliced from 18 exons. Gene Ontology annotation, molecular function: fibroblast growth factor receptor activity; fibroblast growth factor binding; ATP binding. Lineage: Eukaryota; Metazoa; Chordata; Chondrichthyes; Myliobatiformes; Dasyatidae. The record is from RefSeq and is a predicted model, not a curated record. Gene Ontology annotation, biological process: protein phosphorylation; multicellular organism development; positive regulation of kinase activity. The coding region runs from base 732 to 3212 and encodes 826 amino acids.
GCAGAGCGCUCCAGAGACUGAAAUCUGAUCUCCCUUAAUUUUCUCUCUCUCUCUCUCGCUCGCUCGCUCGCUCUAACUCUGCCACUGGCUCUGCGCUGGCAGUUCAAGUCUACGAGCCAAGCUUUCACACACAUACACACACUCCACACUCAGCCCAGUCAAGCCCUGCAACACACGGGACCGACGGAGACGAGCAGCGUCUCUGAAGAACAGUGUUACAUCCUCCCCCCGCCACCCCGGUCUGCAAAGUAAUACACUCUGCUGAGCUCAUAAUCCAGGAAGUCUCCUCGAAGACAAGAGCAGCACUGGGCAUACGAGGAGGAUUCUUUCUGUCCAAAAGCAGCCCCAAGGAGAAGCAAACGAGAGUAAACGCAGACACUAAACUGCCAAAAGGCUCCAUAAAGGAAAGGUUGGGUUUACCUCAGGCGUGGACUGACUGCUAAACCGAAUACAAGAAAUUGCCAUUUCUGCAGGAGUUGACAGACAGCCCCGAGUUUUCUUUGCCGGGUUUCACGCUGGAUUUACAAAUGACCUGAACAUACUGAGCAAGCCUUUAUCGACUUUUUCAAAUCGUUGGAGGAAAGAGAAACAUUGAAUCCUCCGACUGGAACCCCGAGGCACUUCUGAACUUGGAAACACAAAUUUUUGUGACCACCGGUCAGCAAGAGCGCGCGGAGCAACAGCGGCCGGCAGCACCAGCAGAGCCCCAUGCCUGUGAGGGGCACGCACCGAUGAUGUCCAAGGCUGGGCAGGGUGGCAGCACUGGAGGGAUGGGCACCCUGUGGUACCUGCUGUGCGUCUGUCUAGUCAACGCCUCUGGCAUCCCAGCAGCCAGGCUCCGCAUCUCAGACCCCGAAGCAAAGACCAGCACACGCUCCCCCCCACGAACAGGCAUAUUGGGAAGCCAGCGGACCAUUCUGGAGGAGAUCCUUCUUGGCAAUGGAGACACCCUGGACCUGUCUUGCAAUUCUCAAGGCUCCUCACUGGCUCUAGUGUGGUUGAAAGAUGGACUCCAAAUCCUGCCCAACAACACAACCCAAGUAGGUCAGAAGUGGCUGAAGAUCAUCAACGUUUCCUACGAUGAUUCUGGAGUCUACUCCUGCAAGCUCUGGGGAACCAAUGAGAUUCUAAGCAACUUCACAAUCAAAGUCACAGAUUCUUUAUCUUCGGGUGAUGAUGAAGAUGACGAUGACGAUGGGACUGAGGACACAGGAGCACCGUACUGGGCGCGGCCCGACCGAAUGGAGAAGAAACUGCACGCCGUGCCCGCCGCUAACACCGUCCGCUUCCGAUGUCCCGCUGCGGGAAACCCGACCCCCACCAUCCACUGGCUGAAGAAUGGCAGGGAGUUCAGGGGCGAGCACCGGAUCGGAGGUAUCAAGCUACGGCAUCAGCAGUGGAGUUUAGUGAUGGAGAGCGUGGUCCCCUCAGACCGUGGCAAUUACACCUGCGUGGUGGAAAACAAGUAUGGCAGCAUCAGCCACACUUACCAGCUGGAUGUCCUUGAACGGUCGCCACAUCGGCCUAUUCUCCAGGCGGGAUUGCCCGCCAACCAGUCGGUGGUGGUGGGCAGUGACGUGGAGUUCCACUGCAAGGUCUUCAGUGACGCGCAGCCGCACAUCCAGUGGCUCAAACACGUGGAAGUAAACGGCAGCAAAGUGGGCCCAGAUGGGGCUCCCUACGUCACGGUGCUGAAGUCGUGGAUAAGUAAAACCGCGGAAGCAAACGUUAAACUCAUUCUUUACAAUGUGACAAAGCAGGAUGAGGGCGAAUAUCUGUGUAGGGCCACCAACUUCGUUGGCGUGGCCGAAAAGAUGCACUGGCUGUACGUCAACAAACCGAAACCAGCUGAAGACUUGGUGAAGGAGGACGACUCUGGCUCAGUCUAUGCGGACGUCCUCAUCUAUGUGACGGGUUGUGUUCUUAUCAUUCUGACUGUUACUAUAGUGAUCAUGUGCAGAAUGCGAACGUCUUCAAAGAAAACUCUGAACCCACCUCCAGUGCAGAAACUCUCCAAGUUCCCACUGAAGAGACAGCAGGUAUCCUUGGAGUCGAAUUCCUCCAUGAAUUCCAACACACCACUGGUGAGAAUUGCCCGCCUGUCUUCUAGCGAUUCGCCCAUGUUGGCCAACGUCUCAGAGUUAGAACUCCCAGCCGAUCCAAAGUGGGAGUUUCAACGGCCAAGGCUGACUCUGGGAAAACCCCUGGGCGAAGGCUGUUUCGGUCAAGUGGUCAUGGCAGAAGCCAUUGGGAUCGAGAAAGACAAAGCCAACAAGCCAGCUACCGUCGCUGUCAAAAUGCUGAAAGAUGAUGCUACUGACAAAGACCUGUCUGACCUGGUGUCAGAAAUGGAAAUGAUGAAGAUGAUUGGAAAACAUAAAAAUAUUAUUAAUUUACUGGGGGCCUGCACACAGGACGGUCCUCUCUAUGUCAUAGUCGAGUUUGCAUCGAAGGGAAACCUGCGAGAGUACCUCAAAGCACGACGGCCCCCUGGCAUGGAUUACUCCUUUGACACCUGCAAGGUGCCGGAUGAGCAGUUAACGUUUAAGGAUCUGGUCUCCUGCGCCUACCAGGUUGCUCGUGGGAUGGAAUAUCUGGCUUCUCAAAAGUGCAUCCAUCGGGAUCUGGCAGCUAGAAAUGUGCUAGUGACAGAGGACAAUGUGAUGAAGAUUGCCGACUUUGGCCUCGCCAGGGAUGUGCACAAUAUUGACUACUACAAGAAAACAACAAAUGGUAGGCUGCCAGUGAAGUGGAUGGCUCCGGAGGCCUUGUUCGACAGAGUUUACACCCACCAGAGCGAUGUCUGGUCGUACGGAGUCCUGUUGUGGGAGAUCUUUACUCUGGGUGGAUCACCCUACCCCGGCAUCCCAGUGGAAGAGCUCUUCAAACUGCUGAAAGAAGGCCAUCGAAUGGACAAGCCUGCCAACUGCACCCAUGAGCUGUAUAUGAUAAUGAGAGAAUGCUGGCACGCAAUCCCAUCGCAGAGACCAACGUUCAAACAGCUGGUCGAGGAUCUCGACAGGGUCCUGACAGUGACAUCAACUGAGGAGUACCUUGACCUGUCAGCACCUUUCGAGCAGUACUCCCCGGCCUGCCAGGACACACACAGCACUUGCUCUUCCGGAGACGACUCUGUCUUUGCCCAUGAUGCCCUGCCUGACGAGCCUUGCCUUCCAAAGCACCAGCAGUGUAAUGGUGUCAUCAGGACAUGAGAUGAGAACAAGCGGGACUCCAGGGUGCUGAACGAUGGAGAACUCACACUGAAGGAAAUACACUGAACCAACUGCGAGGAUCUUGUUCCCCACUUAACUUCCCACCAUUAUUGAGCCUUAUAUCUUCAAGUGCUGUGCCCACCUAAAACAAAUCUGCUUGGCAUGAAGAAACUUUGUAAUGUAGAAACCGAAAUAGAAAGUUCUGCAAAAAAAAAUCCAGAGGUGAUAACCUUUGACCUCCGGCAUUGUGACUGCUAAAGGAACCAUUCUGUGCCUAUGUUGUGCUAGGAAAGGAAAGUGACACAAAAGACAAUUAUUUUUCUUUACAAAAGAGCAUUUAAAUACUUUUUAUUUGUGUGAAGCUGCAGAUUUUUCAGAAGAGUUGUAAAUAUAUAAAUAUGAAUAUUGUAUGAUAAUGUUUAAAAAACAGUUGUAUACUUAUGAUUUGCUUGUUUAGGAAAAAAAGUGAAAAAAAACAAAAUUACCAAUGCAAGGAGGCAAAAUCCUAAAAUUAUCGCAGUUUAGGAUAUUCAGUAUUAAGCUGGAAGUUAUUAAAGAAACUCAUUGUGUAGUGAACAAGGGGUAAAAAUAGUUCAAACACCAAUAAUUAUUUGCAAUCAGAUUAGCAUAUUGUAUAUUUGUAAAGUUGUUCAUAGACUUUAACAUAUCAUUUUGGUUAAAAGAUUUAUAAGUAUAUAGCUUAUUUACUAAUUACUGUACACAGCUUUAGUUAAACUAGGUUCUUAAUUUUUGUUUUACAUGUUUAUAAUUUUUAAUUUAUUACCCGUUGAUUAGGCGCAAAGGUUAAUGAGGAGAAGUAAUUAGAAUCAAGUUUUCAAACAUUGUGUAAAGUGAACGUUAUCUGUUCUUAGAUUGCAAUGAUUUUGUUUUCCUGUUUAGUAAUCAGAUUCUAGAAUUAUCUUUUCUUAACUAAAUGAAGGUUUGUGCUUUACCUUUGAUGAAGGCACGAGAGAGCAAGGGUGCAGACUGUGAUUGAUAACAGUGGGCCCGCUGUACGGAAACGGUGCCUUGCCUGGAGCUGCCCCAACAGUAUGAAAGUGGCUAGGGCUCUGGGUGCCAAUCGGAACAGGGCACAGUGAUCAAUUUCGGCCACCUAAAGCUGAGAUACAUGGGAGACAACAUCUUAAGCAGGGUCAUCUUCAGGUGCUGGUCACACCUGGGGCAAUUUGAGAUCACGAAUCAAGUGCAUCACACUGAAGUAGCACAUCGCACAAAAAGAUUAUAAAGCACAUUGGCUUAGUGUUUUUUUUUAAUUUCUUACCCCUUCCCCUGGUAUAUUGGCACCCAGGUGCCAAGUAGUGCUGGUGACAAUACCAGAUGUGCAGGUGAGGAGCAGUGUUGUGCUGGCACUCUUGCUGUGCUGUGAUGAGAGGGUGCAAUGAUUGUGAGUGUUUGCUGAGAACAACUUGUACAAGACAGGAUUGCCAGUCAGCCACCAACACCGGUCACAUAUCAGUGACCUGCGCAUCACUCCCUUCUCUUUAUGCAGGUUAGUGCCACAAGCACAACUUAACGUGGUGCAAUGGAAAUGUUAACGUGCAAUUUCGCAGAGGACUAAUUCGAGGUAACCCACUUUUGUUAAAGACAAACAAAAAGCUAAAACAGAUGGCCAACUGGGUACCAGGCAGUUGCCUGUGAAGCAGAAUAAAGCCCAGUAUCCAGAAUCUAAGAUAAAUUCCGGUUGGAUUUGAAGUAGGAUUCCACGGGUAAAUUGCAAUUAAGAAUUGAGGCAGGAAUCCUAUUAAAAUCAAUUAAAAAUUCUGUCUGUCUCCUGUAAUCUUUCUUAGGACCACCAAGCUCUUAUUCAGUAGAGAAGUUAAUUUAAUAGAUUGAAGUUAUCUGUUAACUCUUUAAUACAGACGUAGGAGAUUUAUAGUGGUGUAAUUUUUGUACAAUGAGAAGACACUUCAUUAUUUUCUUACCGAUCGCUGUGGACAUUCCAGGUACCUAAUGCAUAAAAAAAAACUUUUCCAAUAUUUGAAAUCUCUGCAUGAUUUACAAAAAAAAGAACUUAGAUAUAUAUCUAAUUUAUUGAGGUUUUUUUUUACAGAAUAUACGUAUAGUAGCUUCGACUGAACUUAACAUUUAACAGUUCCCUCUCUGUAGAUCUAAUCAUGUCAAGCAAUACUGGCAAUAGUUGAGGUUGUCAGCUGGUGUUUGAAGGUUAGAUUGGAUCAUUGCCUGUCUCAUUCCACUCUAUGGUGGCCAGAGGUGAGUUCCAAACAAAAGCAACAACCCCUUUAAACCAACUUGCCUGCCUGAAGCCUGUAAAAGACCACAGAUGGUCUUGUUGGAGUUAAAUAACUAGCACUGAACAAUAUCUGUCUGCCUUUACAAAGCUUUGAUAUUAACAUGGAACUGUUCCAUUCCACCUAAAUAAAAAGAUAUUGUUUUAAAAUGCAA